Molecule: messenger RNA, 152 nt
Organism: Sphaeroforma arctica JP610
Lineage: Eukaryota; Ichthyosporea; Ichthyophonida
Exons: 1
Source: RefSeq, a predicted model, not a curated record
AUGCACAGGAUAAGGUUGAAGAGCUGCGGACUGCGUUGAUCAGUGCUAAGACCAAUAUCUCACCCCGCAGAGAAUACUUCUUGCAGCUGUGGGGGUCUAGUGUUGAGCUGCACGAGACUAUCAGGUGUGCCAUCGUACGUAGUCACUUGUAG